Anopheles bellator is the source of this 937-nucleotide messenger RNA. RefSeq lists its product as uncharacterized. Lineage: Eukaryota; Metazoa; Arthropoda; Insecta; Diptera; Culicidae. Bases 63 to 836 code for a protein of 257 amino acids. The transcript is spliced from 2 exons. The record is from RefSeq and is a predicted model, not a curated record.
AACGUGAAACCGAAUACAUACCCUGGAGCACGGCGUACAAUGCACUGCUUCACCUUGACCGUAUGUUUGCGGCUAGCGUUGAGUACAGGCGCUUCGAAAACUACAUGCGUAAUCUAACCAGCCUUGCUUACCACGAAGUCGGACUUACGGGAAAAUUGGAUCACAUCAGCCAAUUGCAUCGAGAUAAAACCCUAUACUUGGCUUGCUAUUUCGGAGUCCCAGAGUGCUUGAAUGCCGCCAACAGCGUGCUUGAAGCAGCAACGCUGAAAGAGUCCCUGGAUGUGCCCGAGGAUUUACAGUCCACCGUGUUUUGCGCCUUCAACAAACACAGCCUAACGGCCGGUUCCUCAUACGAGGUGGCCCUGUUUUACAAAUAUUUUCUUACACCAGACAAGUUCCAACGCCUUGUGGACAGUUUCGUCACUAGCCUCGGUUGCUCACGGGACGCCGGCAUGAUUCAGUUCUAUUUGGCAAUGGUCGAAAUGAAUGUACCCGGAAUGCCAAUUCCCGACGCACUACGAAGCCACAUCCUAGUUAGCUUGAUCACAGGUGGACCGACUGCAAGGCACGCGGCACUAGCAUACGUUAGUAGCAACUUGAUGUCGCUGUCUCAGCUACUGCCAGAGCAAACGAUCGUCUCGAUUUUCGAAGCCAUCGGAUCAAGCAUUAUUUCUUCAAUGGAGUACGACAUGCUUAAGUUGACUUUGAACCUUUAUACCGAGUUUAUGGUUCCUUCGGUGGUAGAAGCCGCAAACCGUGCUGUCAAAGAAGCGGAGCAAUCGCUAAGUUGGAUAGGGAAGUACUCCGGAACGAUCGCUGAGUGGUUGGUGGCAUAAAACUACGAAGGUGCCCCUCCUGAGGACAACGCAGCAUCCACUUCGAUAGUGGAUCUUUCGUUAUUGAUCGGAGUAACUGUAGCGAUGCUCUGGAGUGGGGC